UGAAGUUGAAGUAAGUUGAUGUUGCCACCAAAAGUCGCGUGAGAUUUUUAAAAAGUGCUGAAUCUAAUUAAGUAAUUUACAGUUUCACAAGUAAUAUAAAAGCUAACAACAACCGAAAUGUUCACCAAGGUUGCCAUACCAUCUGCAUUACCCUUGCGGUAUUUCUUUCCAUUCGCUCUACUCGUAUUCGUCGCGUCGCCAGCUACACCAGCUAAAAUACCGAUAGCAGAGAAUGACGGGGCUGGGCUGCGAGGUCAAGCCGUCAUUGAUGCGGUGCCCCUGGCAGAACGCGCCGCAUUCAUUCGCUACAAUCUGGCUAAGGCAGUGAGUCGUUUUAACUCCACAGAUAACAAUGCCACCGGCCGCAGUGUCGAACCACGUCUAUUUUUGCAACCCAGUGCUUUGCUGAGUCCGACACAAUUGCUGGAAUUCGAGAACAUUCCCACCUAUCCGGAAUUCGGCGAAGAUGUAUUCUAUUGGCUGCGCGAUACUCUCGAGGUGACUGAGGAUAACUUAUACUCACUUUUAAAUACUCGCUCUGGAGGGUUUCUAUUGUGCACCGAGGAUGGUAUUUGUUAUGACGCACCAAAUUUAGGUGCGAUCUGCUGCCCUUUCUGAGGAACCCUUUAAGGAGCCAAUGAAGGAUCUAUGGAACCUGGAGGAGAAAUGGAAAAUGUAUGGAAAAUGACUUGAAAAAUUCACAAAUAAUAUAAAUAAUGCAAAAGAAAAUUGUUAAAUUAAAAUGUAUAUUAAAAACUCUUUGCAUUGUAAAACAAAGCGGUCUGGCAACGCCUUGCUUAUAUAUUGCUACUACUUUUAUCAUAAAAUUGUAUAAUAAAACUUUAUCGA
Messenger RNA from Bactrocera tryoni, 849 nucleotides. RefSeq lists its product as uncharacterized. NCBI's taxonomy places the organism in Eukaryota, Metazoa, Arthropoda, Insecta, Diptera, Tephritidae. Bases 118 to 618 code for a protein of 166 amino acids. The record is from RefSeq and is a predicted model, not a curated record. The transcript has 4 exons.